Cyphellophora attinorum is the source of this 1203-nucleotide messenger RNA. RefSeq lists its product as uncharacterized. The transcript has 2 exons. The record is from RefSeq and is a predicted model, not a curated record. Bases 1 to 1203 code for a protein of 400 amino acids. NCBI's taxonomy places the organism in Eukaryota, Fungi, Ascomycota, Eurotiomycetes, Chaetothyriales, Cyphellophoraceae.
AUGGCGCCGGAGGGCAGCGGCCAGAAGCCAUCAGUGCUCAUAAUCGGUGGACUGGGCUACAUGGGUCGCUUCCUCGCCAAACACAUUCAUGACAACCAACUUGCAUCUACCGUUCGCCUUGUCGACAAAGUGCUGCCUCAAUUGGCUCAUUUGGCACCCGAAUUCUCCGAAUGCUGUUCCCAAACCUUCUUUGUACAAGCGGAUGCCUCGCGCGAGGCGUCCAUGGACCGGAUUUUCGCUCAUCCGAAGGGGACUGACCACACGUGGGAUUACGUCUUCAACUUGGGUGGUAACACCGCAUGGUCGCGGACGAUAGAAGAGUACAAUUUACAGUCGACGCAGCUCAGUGUCACCCUCGGCAAGGCGGCCGCAAAACGGGGCGUAAAGGUCUUCGUUGAAGCAAGUACGGGAAUGGUGUACAGCCCCGAGCGCAAGCCUCGAUCAGAACGAGACAAGUUGAAGCCAUGGCUCAAUCUUGCCAAGGCUAAGCUGGAAGCCGAACAGGAGCUGGCGCGCACGUCUGGACUGAAUCUCAUCAUCCUCCGCUUUGCCCACGUAUAUGGUCCAUAUGAUGCGGGCUUCUUCGCAAAGUUACUAUGUCUCGCACGCGUGUAUCAGGCGAAGAAAGAAGACUUGAAGUGGCUGUGGACCGAAGAUCUCCGGACCAAUACAGUACAUAUAGACGAUGCAGUGCGGGCUCUCUGGACUGCUGCAGAGUGGAGAGAAACGCAUUCCGCUAUACCGGAAGGAUCCUUCUCCCCGGGCAGCAGACGACCGACAUUGUCAUCCAAAGGUGAAGAGCCACCCUCAGGUAAUGUACCAAUUUUCAACAUCGUCGAUCACGGUCAGACGUCGCAGGGCACAAGUGCAGAUGUGGUGUCGAAAGUCUUUGGCAUCAAGACAGGAUUUCAAGGCUCUGUCAUCUCCCAACUCGCGAAGCUGAACUUGGAGCAUGUGGUAGACGAUCUGAACGAAGACAUCCUCCAGCCGUGGGCAGAUCUUCUGGUCGAGAAGGAGAUCACUAAGCCCGGACCUCUUACUCCAUUCCUGGAGAAGGAAUUGUUGAAAGAUACUGACCUGAGCAUGGAUGGCCGUCUGUUCGAAAAAGUGGUUGGCUUCGAGUACACCAAACCACAAGGACUGACCAAGGAAGGCGUACAGGAGAUGUUGGCCAGCUACGAGAAGAUGAAAUGGUGGCCAUGA